Messenger RNA from Cydia fagiglandana, 871 nucleotides. RefSeq names its product chymotrypsin-1-like. Gene Ontology annotation, biological process: proteolysis. The coding region runs from base 8 to 862 and encodes 284 amino acids. Gene Ontology annotation, molecular function: serine-type endopeptidase activity. The transcript has 7 exons. Lineage: Eukaryota; Metazoa; Arthropoda; Insecta; Lepidoptera; Tortricidae. The record is from RefSeq and is a predicted model, not a curated record.
UGUCAUCAUGGCUUCGUUGUUAUUGGUCGUGUUUGGGAUAUUCCCGUUAUUAGUGUCCUCCGAGUUCUACUCAUCAGAGAAGCAAGCUGACUGGGAGAGAAUCGUAGGCGGCACUAAGGCUGCCAACGGUUCCUACCCCUACCAGGCUUCGCUGCGGGUCUACGGCGUGUGGCACUUCUGUGGAGCCUCCAUUUUGACCCCUAGGGUCAUACUCACAGCAGCACAUUGCGUGGAACGCAUGCGCCCUCAAUACCUCAAAGUGGUGGUGGGCACCAACCAGCUCCUCGCCGGCGGGACCCCGUACGGGGUCCGCAAGAUCGUCUACCACGAGAACUACGACAACUACGAGAUCGUCAACGACAUCGCCAUAGUAUUCACGCAGGAGGAGAUUGAGUUUAGCAGCACGGUGGACGCUAUAGAACUCAAUGAUGAGCCUGUGGAGAAAGGAGAGGAUCUGAUCUUGACGGGGUGGGGGACGACUUCUUACCCCGGGCGUCUCCCCAACGAUCUCAUGCAGUUGGAACUGAAAGCCAUCACGUACGAAGAGUGCAAGAAGGCCCACGAAAACAUCAAUGCGGUCUACGAAACUCAGAUCUGCGCGCUGACUAAGAGGGGAGAAGGGGCUUGUCAUGGAGACUCCGGAGGCCCCUUGGUCCGCGAGGGUCGCCAGAUCGGCGUCGUGUCGUGGGGCAUUCCCUGCGCCAGGGGCAAGCCGGAUGUCUACACUAAAGUGGAAGCUUUCAUGGGCUGGAUAGAGAAGACCCUCGGGGAGGACGAUGAAGACCACUGGAGAUACGUCAACAAGAAGAUGGAGGAGGCUGGAAGAAGGAAGACCAACAGACACCGGAACGUACGAUUUUAACCGACAAUC